UCGUACGGUAAAUUUUAAGAUGGCGAACUUUUACAAAAUAAGAAUUUCUUUAUCGUUUUUCCCAAAUAUCACUCUCCGAAACUCUUUUGAGAGAAUUUCAAGGCCAUUCUUUCUCAGUUUCAAUACUGCAGUGGACACUGACAAUGAAAAAAGCGCUAAUAAGGAGGUUGAAGUCGUUUCAAAGGUGAAACAAAGUGAGUUAGCGACGCUUGCAGGUGUUCCAAUGGAGCAAUUAAAGACGAGGAAGGUAACAAUAUUUUCUCCUGCCCAAAAUGCUAUGCAAUCUGGGACAUUUAAUUCAAAAAAUUGGAGGCUUGAGUUUAACACGCAAGAACGCUGGGAGAACCCAUUGAUGGGUUGGACGUCAUCGGCCGACCCAUUGUCCAACAUGGUUGUGAAUUUUUCCUCAAAACAAGCUGCAAUCAACUACAUUGAAGCUCAAGGUUGGGAUUAUGAGGUUGAAGACAAACAGGAAGUGAAAACCAUCGCAAAAUCCUACGGGAAAAACUUUUCGUGGGCCAAACGUACAAGAGUUUCCACAAAAUAAACAUUUGAAUUACUGUAAUUUUUUCAAGCAAUAUAAUAUAGUAUUGCUGUUUUAUCAGAAAUGAUAUAGUUAAAUUCAUGAUCUGUGGCUUUGAAAGUUAGAUAAUUGGGGGUAGGGGAGUCAAUAUUUGUAUUGAUCUCAAACGAACUUAUAUAUGGUAACUUUGAUGAUCAUCCCCAACCCUCUUAAUUAUCAGGCUGGCAAUGUCACUGCAAACAGUGUUUAAAAACAGCUCAUUUUUGUAUAAAUUUUCAAAACUGUGUAUUGACUGAUUUGCCAAAAUUGUAAUGUGUAAAUUUUGCAAACAUUGUUGUUAUGCUAUA
Messenger RNA from Xenia sp. Carnegie-2017, 870 nucleotides. Its product is annotated as NADH dehydrogenase [ubiquinone] iron-sulfur protein 4, mitochondrial-like. Gene Ontology annotation, biological process: electron transport chain. The transcript has 4 exons. NCBI's taxonomy places the organism in Eukaryota, Metazoa, Cnidaria, Anthozoa, Malacalcyonacea, Xeniidae. The coding region runs from base 20 to 547 and encodes 175 amino acids. The record is from RefSeq and is a predicted model, not a curated record.